AUGCGUUUCUCCGCUGCUCUCAUCGCUUCAGUCGCGGCCACGCUGGUGGCUGCUCACCCUGGUGCAGACCUCAAGGAAGAGCUUCGUGAGCGCCAAGAAUUCAUCGCAAACUCCAAGCGCACCAACUUGGGUCACUGUGCUGCUAAGCACAAGGCCCGCGGUAUUGAACAACGAGCCAUUGCGCGUCGUCACAAUGUUGCUAUGAAGAACGCCAAGCGUGGCGUCCUUCAGCGCGACCCUACUGACAUCAACAAAAGCCAUCUGUCUGAUGCUGGUUUCGACAACACCACUCCUCUUGCAGAUAUUUUCGCCCAAAAUGCUUCUUGCGUUCUCUCGCCCGAGGAGACAGAAGGUCCAUACUACGUGUCCGGUGAAUAUGUCCGCACCGAUAUCAGAGAGGUGCAAGGAGGCAUUCCCCUAUAUCUUGAUGUCGCCAUCUACGAUGUCGAGACUUGCGAGCCUCUCCCCAAUCGCUGGUUUGAGAUCUGGCACUGCAACUCAACUGGUGUCUACGCUGGUGUUCCGUCUGGUGGCAACUUUUCAUCUGCCCCAGAGAACCUUAACAACACCUUCAACCGUGGAUUUCAGCAGACUGAUACCGAUGGUGCUGUCCAAUUCUUGACCAACUUCCCUGGUCACUACUCUGGCCGUGCUAUCCAUAUUCACGUCGCUGUCCAUCCCAACGCUACUGCCCGCGAUAAUGGUACCAUCUAUGACCUGACUGCCAACCAUGUCGGUCAGAUAUACUUCGAUCAGGACCUCGUCGACCAGGUUGAGUCCUAUGCUCCUUACAACACCAACACUCAGCCAAUCACCACCAACGCAGAAGAUUUCCUUCUUGCCGAUGGCCUUGCCACUAGUGAUCCGAUCGCUCAGUAUGUCUUACUUGGCGAGGAUGUCUCCGAAGGGCUCCUGGGUUGGUUCAGCUUUGGUGUUAAUACCACAUAUACUCGCGCUAUCAACGAUGCAGCCACUUACUAUGAGGGAGGCGGCGUCUCCAACGGUGGCGGUGGUGGUCCUGGUGGACCGGGAGGCCCGCCCCCCGGUGCUCCCCCUAAAAUCUAA
This is a messenger RNA of Truncatella angustata, 1065 nucleotides long. RefSeq names its product Intradiol ring-cleavage dioxygenase. The transcript is spliced from 4 exons. Lineage: Eukaryota; Fungi; Ascomycota; Sordariomycetes; Amphisphaeriales; Sporocadaceae. The record is from RefSeq and is a predicted model, not a curated record. Gene Ontology annotation, molecular function: ferric iron binding; oxidoreductase activity, acting on single donors with incorporation of molecular oxygen, incorporation of two atoms of oxygen. Bases 1 to 1065 code for a protein of 354 amino acids.